This is a messenger RNA of Bemisia tabaci, 999 nucleotides long. Its product is annotated as ribosomal RNA-processing protein 7 homolog A. Lineage: Eukaryota; Metazoa; Arthropoda; Insecta; Hemiptera; Aleyrodidae. The record is from RefSeq and is a predicted model, not a curated record. Gene Ontology annotation, cellular component: UTP-C complex; CURI complex. Gene Ontology annotation, molecular function: nucleic acid binding. Gene Ontology annotation, biological process: rRNA processing; ribosomal small subunit assembly.
GCAUGUGUUGUAGUGUGUGUGAAAGUUGCUGAUAAACAAAAACACUGUACUAUGUAAACACGUGGUUAUGUGCUGCUUCUGAUUUUCUUCAAACUUUUCAAUUUCACAGCUCACGGGAAGGGUAGUGGUUACAACAAUGACUUCUAAAGAUUUUAAAGCAAUUCGCUUACGCCUAUCUGAAAAUAGUGGUGUUUACCACUACUUGUACAUCAAGCAGAAUGUGGUUAGAGAAGUUUGCAAAGAAAAACCAUCCGACAAAACUUUAUUUGUCAUGGGGAUCCCGCCUUAUUUUACUGAGAAUUGUAUUAGCCAUUUAUUCCAGCAAUGUGGAGCCAUCUCAAAUGUGUAUAUUCAUGACAAACCCUCCUUUGAACUACCGAAAGUGUCAGUAUCUAAAUUCUUUGAAAGAAAGCGUUUGUUGGGAUUCAAGGUUGCUUAUGUUGUGUUUGAAUCCACCGACUCUUUGAAAAAAGCUCUGAAGCUGAAGAAGCACUUGACCCUUCAAACUGAAGACUAUAAGCCUCUAGUUGGUGUUCAAAAAUGGUGCCAAGAAUAUAAUGACCGAAUUCCCAACAUUGUAGAAUUGCAGUAUGAGGUUGAUGCAUUUAUAACUGAUUUUGAUGAAAAGUGUCGCGAAGAAAGACAAAGGCAAAAACAACUGAUGGAAGCAGAUGGUGAAGGUUGGGUCACUGUGACCCGGAAAGGAAGGAAUCCUGGCUUUGCCCGUAAGCAGACAGUCAAAGAAAAGAUCCUUGAGAAACAGAAAAAGAAAAACAAGAAACUUCUGAACUUCUAUGCUUUCGAAAUCAAAGAAUCGAAAAUGAACCAUCUAGAACUGUUACGAAAGAAAUUCGAAGAGGAUAAACAGAAGAUUGAAGCCUUAAAGAAAGCCAGAAAAUUCAGACCAUUUGUGUGAAUGAAAAAUUGAUCAACCUGUCUUCAAUUGUGUAAAUAUUGUACAUACAAAGUUAAAUACAAAGCUCUGCUACUGUUUUAUAA